Messenger RNA from Auxenochlorella protothecoides, 1065 nucleotides. Its product is annotated as L-idonate 5-dehydrogenase. Gene Ontology annotation, molecular function: oxidoreductase activity, acting on the CH-OH group of donors, NAD or NADP as acceptor; zinc ion binding. The record is from RefSeq and is a predicted model, not a curated record. NCBI's taxonomy places the organism in Eukaryota, Viridiplantae, Chlorophyta, Trebouxiophyceae, Chlorellales, Chlorellaceae. The coding region runs from base 1 to 1065 and encodes 354 amino acids. The transcript is spliced from 8 exons.
AUGGCAACAUCCCUAAUCAAUCAUGCGGUGGUCCUGCAUGGAAAAGAUGACCUUAGAUACGAGGAGUGGCCACUCUCGGACGAGAUUGGCCCUGGACAAGUCAGGAUUCAAAUCAAGGCCGUGGGCAUAUGCGGGAGCGAUGUCCACUUCUGGAAGCAUGGCAGGAUCGCUCACUUUGUGGUAGAGGCGCCCAUGGUGAUCGGGCACGAGUCAGCAGGGCAGGUCGUGGGCGUGGGGCCUGGAGUAACUGCCCUGCACGUCGGGGACAGAGUGGCUCUCGAGCCCGGCAUCCCCUGCUGGGAGCAUCGACUGAGUGGGUCGUAUAACCUCGACCCAGACAUCAAGUUCUUUGCCACACCCCCACACCAUGGCUCCCUGUGCAAUUUCAUCGACCAUCCAGCCUACCUCUGCUACAAGCUGCCUGAUAACCUCGACUACGAGGACGGCGCCAUGUGUGAGCCGCUCAGCGUGGGCAUCCAUGCAUGCAGGAGGUCUGGCGUGUCCCCCGGAAAGCGGGUCCUAAUCCUGGGAGCCGGACCCAUAGGCCUCGUGGCGCUGCUGUCUGCCUCGGCCUUUGGAGCAGACUGCGUGGCCAUCACUGACCUUCGUCAGGAGGCACUGGACCUCGCCCGGGAGCUGGGAGCCCGCGUGACCCAGCGCACCCUGCAUGACGAGACACCGGAGGAGGCUGCGCGGAAACUGAAGGAGAGCGCAGCCCCAGACGGCUUCGACAUUGUCAUCGACUGCGCAGGGUUCGAGUCUACCAUGCAGACCGCGCUGGCGGCCGCCGCCCCAGGGGCCAAGGUGGUCUUGGUGGGCAUGGGCCAGGUUGAGAUGAAGCUGCCCCUCGGCUCGGCCUCGAUCAGGGAGGUGGACAUCCUGGGAUCGUUCCGGUACAAAAACACGUACGACACAUGCCUGAGCCUCCUGUCGUCUGGCCGUAUCAAUGUCAAGCCCCUCAUCACCCACCGGCAUGACUACACGGAGAAGGAGGUGUUGCAAGGCUUCGAAACGGCUUCAAAGCCUGCAGAAACAGGAGCCAUCAAGGUCAUGUUUUCUUUGUAA